CACUGCAUGUGAUAUUACUGGGGGCGUGCGUCUGCAAUAAGGAGUCAAAGCGAAAAAACAUCCCUCGAUUUAUACAUUAACGUUCCGUAACCGUUUCGGGUAGUGCGUAUGAUAAUAAUUGACGCCCAGUUUAGAUUUAGCAUAAUUUAUUCGCUUCGCUUGAUGACGGCGCACACUGCCUGACAGCUUGUCAUAAUUAGCUUGAGAGGCAAGUGUCUUUGCGGCGUGUGCAGUGGAGCCCGUUGCCAUCAAGGCCUGUCUUCAUAUUGCAAGCUGUGCAACAUCGUGGAGAGAGAGAGAGAGAGAGAGAGAGAGAGAGAGAGAGAGAGAGAGACCAUUGUUUGUGAAUGAAGAUGUCACAAAAUGGACUUGUCCGGUCGAUGAAACCAAGUACAUGGCGUCUGUACGAGUCAUCCGUGUGUCUGACGUCAUGCUUAAACUCUCAUCGAGAAGCACAGUGUACAGAUCACUGCAAAAAUGAGUCCACACACAAUGGAACGACUGGAGAGACGCCUACAUUAGCUGCACUGGCACGUCAUUACAGGCUGGGGCAGCUGCUGAAGGUUAUUGCUCCACUCGUUGUUCUACAGGAGCGGCUUUAUCAGCGGCUUGAAAAGCGACCAAACAUCGAUGAACUAGCUAAGAGAUCGUUUCCGAGUUUGUUUCAAAUACUUGAAGAUGAAUCUAAGACGGUGUUGCAGGUCUCCCAGACAUUUUCAUCAGACAAAGAGCACCGUUUCACAAUGGAAACUAAUAUUAAUAUUAUAAGAGACUCUCUAAAUGAGAUCUUAGAUGCGCUACAAGCCGUUCACGAAUCUAAAUACGACAGCCCGGGAUGCUUAAGCAACAAAAUGGCGGAGAUUGUAGACGAGCUCCUGGUUGAAUGGAGUACAGUGCAAGCAAUGAGAGAAAAUCUUCCUGAGAGAUAUUCAGUCAACUACGGCUCAACACUCGAGAAGACGUCGCUGUAAUUGUGUAAACACAAAUUAUUUGUAAAUCAUGUAUCUUUUUGUAUAAUUGUUUUUCUAAUACAUAUAUCAUUAUUCGCUUUGGUUUUAACCAAAUACACCGAUGUGUGUUACACUGAUACUCAGUACUUUCCAUAAUUUUUGAAAACAAACCACAGGCAUGUUACUCGGACGACGGGAUUCCAAUCAACGACCUUUGCAAUUCUAGACAGUGUCAUACCAACUAUUUAGUUAUUGUGAAGCCACAAUAAAAACUAUACGUUUGUCCAGAAAACCUAGUUAAAAACAAGGCCACUCUAGGUAAAGGGCUACUUGGGAGAAAACAUUGAAAUGCAGAAACGGAGGAGCUGA
Asterias rubens (European starfish) is the source of this 1319-nucleotide messenger RNA. RefSeq lists its product as uncharacterized. Bases 348 to 971 code for a protein of 207 amino acids. The transcript is spliced from 3 exons. Lineage: Eukaryota; Metazoa; Echinodermata; Asteroidea; Forcipulatida; Asteriidae. The record is from RefSeq and is a predicted model, not a curated record.